Amphiprion ocellaris (clown anemonefish) is the source of this 1187-nucleotide messenger RNA. RefSeq names its product chromosome 12 C1orf131 homolog (gene fsaf1). NCBI's taxonomy places the organism in Eukaryota, Metazoa, Chordata, Actinopteri, Pomacentridae. The coding region runs from base 135 to 866 and encodes 243 amino acids. The transcript is spliced from 9 exons. The record is from RefSeq and is a predicted model, not a curated record.
UCGUCCUACGGUGGCCGGGAGGAACCAAACCGGUCGCACGGCAUACCCAUGUGCAGUCUGUUAUCAUCAUACUGACAAGUUAGCCUUACAAAAAUACUGUUUCUUCAUUAAUUUGAUUAUACCAGUAAGCCAAAAUGGGCUCCAAUACAAACGGCAAAAAGGACGAGGACUGUUUGUUCCUGGAGCAUGUUUUGGAUAAGCUUUAUGACUUUGGAUCAGUACCAGAAAAGAAAUCUCAGAAGAAGAAAAAACGAAAAAGAUGUGAAGAAGAGGAGGAAGAUAUCUGCAGUAAUACUGAAGACUACAGAGAAGAACAUGUUGGGACUGGACACCAGCAACCAAAAACUGAGCAAACAGGUCCAACCAAUCGGCAGAAGAACCAGGUGGAAGUUGUCACAUUUCAGGACCCCACAAAGAAACUCAAAACUAAGCAGACGCCAGCCCCUAACAAAAUCCCUGCCUUUCAGAUAACAGAGAAGAAGCAAAGCGACCAACCAGAAGAACUCAAUUUGGAAAAGGCUCGUCUGGAGGUUCAUCGGUUUGGAAUCACAGGCUAUAAGAAGGAGCAGCAGCGGGUUUUUGAACAGGACAGAGCAGUCAUGCUUGGAGCCAGACCUUCUAAGAAGGACUAUGUCAACUACAAGGUGCUUCAACAGCAAAUCAAAGAGAAAAAGCAGAAAGCAAAGGAAGAGGUUCAGCCGGACUUGCAGAAAAAGAAGAAGCAGAAUAAUCAAAGAGACAAAAAGAAGGUGCCCUCGGGUUCAGGCUCGGCCCUGUCUGGUCAGGUAGGCCGCUUCAAGAAUGGCAUGCUGAUCCUCAGCUCCAAGGAGAUCCAGAAAAUCAAAGGCAGCAAGAGAGGAAAAUAGGUAAUAGAUGAAAUCUUACAGGUUGGAGGACAUCAGCAGACCAGAGUGACUCAGCUCACUGCAACGUGGUUCGCAGCCAAACACGAAAAGAAGAGCAAAUGGACAAACUGCUGCUUUCCAGAUGAUAUGUCAGAGGUCCACAGUGAAAGAUGGGAUGGUGUUACUAGUGACUGCUGAGUCAGAAAUCCAAUUUAUCGAUCAUCCAAAUGGACCCUGAAGGUGCAGUGUGGUGAGCCGGUAAUGCACAAGACUGAAGACUCUGUCAGAUCGUAGUCAUCACAGUUAAUUUAUUUUGUUUUUAUAAAUGACCAAAAAAGGAGA